AUCUCGUCCACCGACUCCCGCACACCAUGUCAACCUCUGUCCUCAUUUCGACUUUCUCUCCUUUCCCUACCCUUGCUCUGUCUGUGCCUUCUGGGACUUCAUUUGCCGGCCUCUACGAGCUUUUGGCGGAGCGCUACCCCUCGCUCCCGCUUCACUCCGAUGCUGCGGACCUUGUCCUCACUCCCACCUCGGGUCCCAUUCCAGAAGCACAUGCUCCGCUGUUUACGCUCCUGAACGGCGAUGAUGAACCGGGGAACACCCUUCUCAGCUUGCGUCUAGUGCCACGACUUCGUGGUGGCAAGGGUGGUUUCGGUUCCCAGCUGCGUGCGGCCGGUGGUCGUAUGAGCAGCCAGAAGACCAGCAAUAACGAUUCUUGCCGUGAUUUGAGUGGUAGGAGGUUGAGCACGAUCAAGGAGGCGAAGAAAUUGGCCGAGUACAUCGAGAGCGAGCCUCUUCGCAAGAAGGCACAGCAGGAGGCGCAGAGAGCCAAGCUUGAGGCGCUCGAGAGGAAGCUCGGUAUCUCAGCCGAUGGCUCAUCCUCCGAUCCCAUAGUGGGAAAGAAGCACCGCUUGGAGGACACCGAGUAUAUCGAGCAGAGCAGGGAGAUUGUGGAUAACGUUAAGAGUGCCGUUUCAGUAGCGAUGCUCAAGAAAAAGAAGAAAGCGAAGACGAAUCCCAGCCCCCCGGCAGAGGUUGGCCCUUCGACGGUCGCCGCUGCUACGGAGAAGGUCAUGGAGAUGGCAGCCUCAGCAUCGGAGAAUGUGCUCGAGUCGACUGCUUCCAUCGUCGCGGCUGCCGCCACAGCCGUUGGUGUCGCGAGUGCUUGAUGUGUGGCCUGUCAGGUGUCGUGGUUGUUCUUUCUAUGGGUGUAACGUACGUUAAAGUUGCAAUGGACGGAUGGCACGAAGCUUUCGC
Molecule: messenger RNA, 915 nt
Organism: Dichomitus squalens LYAD-421 SS1
Lineage: Eukaryota; Fungi; Basidiomycota; Agaricomycetes; Polyporales; Polyporaceae
Exons: 3
Coding region: 27-827 (266 amino acids)
Cellular component (GO): nucleus
Source: RefSeq, a predicted model, not a curated record